This is a messenger RNA of Gryllus bimaculatus (two-spotted cricket), 3709 nucleotides long. The record is from the annotation of a GenBank genome assembly. Lineage: Eukaryota; Metazoa; Arthropoda; Insecta; Orthoptera; Gryllidae.
UAACAAAUGAAACGAAUUUCGGAUGUGUGAGGUCACAGGUAGGUUACGUCACUGCGACACGUCAAGUCCCAGGAGAUUCCGAUGUUCAUUCUGACGCAUCAUAGGAUGGGAUUUCACGCAGUCAGAAUGGCCAACUGCGAGUAAAUUCCCCGCUUCAAAUAUCGUCCACUAACCAUUCUUUUAGAAUAAUUCUCUCUUUUAACCAACACAUCAUAACACGCAAUUUAUUAAAUAUAAAAUUCAUACAAAACAAUCAAUUAUAUGAAAUUUCUUUGAGACAUCAUGUUGUUAAGAAGACACUGUCGUGUGUUGUCAGAAAUUGGGACUGCUGACAGCACAGUUGUGGUUCGAGUGUGGUCGGCGACCUGUGGAGGAACAGUUGCCUGAGAAAGUUGUGUGCAGUGUGACAGGAUACGUGGAAUCCAGGAAACUGCGGAUAAAUUCGAAUCAUUGGUUGAGAGCUGAUCUCAGAGGACUGUUGGAUUGCACGUGAUUCCUCUGAAUUGUAAUUCGAACUUCGGUUCUCGUACGUCAUGUCGCAUUUUCAGUCUCCAAUGCCCUCUCGCGAAUUUCUUUGGGAUGUUUUUCAGAGGGUUGAUAAAGAUCGCAGUGGUUAUAUUUCUGCAGAUGAACUUCAGAUUGCAUUAUCAAAUGGCACUUGGACACCCUUCAAUCCAGAAACUGUACGGCUAAUGAUAGGAAUGUUUGAUAAACAGAGCAGAGGAGCUGUGAAUUUUGAAGACUUUGGUGCACUGUGGAAGUAUGUCACAGAUUGGCAAAAUUGUUUUCGCUCAUUUGAUAGAGACAAUUCUGGCAAUAUAGACAGAAACGAGCUGAAAAUAGCUUUAACAAGUUUUGGAUACAGGCUGUCUGAACACCUCAUUGAUUUGCUGGUACGGAAGUAUGACCGUAGUGGUAAAGGAGUAAUAUAUUUUGAUGAUUUCAUUCAGUGCUGCAUUGUAUUGUAUACUUUGACAUCUUCAUUCCGCCAAUAUGACACAGAUCAAGAUGGAGUGAUUACAAUCCAUUAUGAACAGUUCCUCAGCAUGGUUUUCAGCCUUCGCAUCUAAUGUUGUAUAUUUUUGAGACCCAAUGUAUUUUAUGUAAAACAUUGUUGAUGGUAAUUUUGGGAAACCUUGACAUGCUUCAGAAAUUUGUCCUCUAAAUAAGUGUGCCAUUUUGAAAACAGUUAGCUUUAUAUUUAAAAGAACAAAUUGUCAUUUCUCUUGAAAUUUGAUUUAGUUUAUGUGUAUCUUUUCAUGUUCUUUUUGUAUGUAUAUGUCUGUUCUAAUAAUGUCUUUUGUUGUGACAUUCUACUUGUAGGUUGUUUUCUUUAAGAAUGUAUGACAAGAAAUUGAUUCACGAGAACUUGACUUUAUAGAUCUUGAAAAUUAUGUGAGAUACUUGUGCGGUUCUUUUCAUUUUGAGGAUUUUAUUAUAGUUCCAUGUCAUAGGUGCAUUUGAGAAAUGUUUUGGAGAAAUUGCAUGUUAUUCAUUUGCAACAUCAAUAUGUAGAAGAAUCAGCAAUUGAAGGGCUUAAUUUUGUACCGAGAAGAUCUUCCCGAGUACUGAGUAUUGAGUUUUACAGAAUUUUUAUGAAUGUUUUACUGUAGAGCAACUAUGUCUGUAGGUCUGAAGGAUACUACGCCAAGCACACAUGUGCACAUAGCUUUAAUAUUUUAUACCUGUUAUUGUUAAGGAAUUUACAUUUAUAAAAUUAUGGACCUAUUGAGAAGAAUAAAGAUCUGAAUCUAUAAUAUGUGGAGUGUUAGCAUUGAGUUUGUUUAUAAAUUGUUAAUUAGCCCUUCUAUUUGUGUUGUUUAAUCAAAGAAGAUGGGUAAUUAUUUGGAUUUGGUUAUUACUUGGGUGUACUGUGGUAGUUUAUUUCUGGAAGUUUAUUACACAGCAAUAUUGCUUAAAUGUAAUAAGGACAAUAUGUGCUGCUGGAUUACAAUUGAUAUUACUGAAGGAGCAGCGUGAGAGAAGACAAGAUAAUUAGUAUUUUGCAAGUGCAAUAUUGAAAGAUUUCAUUGUAUUUUUCUUGGAAUGAUAAAAUCAGAAUGUCCAUGUGGUGUUAACUUUCCAAAGCAAUCCUACUUUUUGGUAUAGAUGUGCUUUGGACUGCACAGCUUUACUAAAAGAGCAGCUUCAGAGAUGACUAACCUGCUUCAGUGUCUCUUUGUUUUCUUGAUUUUCCAAUACCUUUACACAAUGAAUUCAAGAGAAUAACUAGCAGUAUGAUCUUACGGCAAAAGUGCCCAAUAAUGUAAAAGAAUUCACACCUAAGGACCUUGUUGAAUGUUAAGUUAUUCUUGAAUGUAUUUUCACUCAAAAUGGGAUUUGCCGUAGUAUGCUUUCUCUAUGAAAUAUUUUGAACAUUAUAAUUUGAAAUAAUGAAGUUGAGUUAAAAGGAAGAAUGGCUUGAGACCAAAAUCAGUUUAGAAAAACAAAUUGUUAAUGACAUUUUUUUAAUGAAUUUUUUUCCACGUUGCAGCUAGAUUGAAAGAAAGUGUAUCCUUAAUCUUAAUAUAACAAUUUAAGUGACAUUAUGACUUAUGAUGUUCUUCCACAUUUGAUUUGAGUCUUUCCAGAUUUUUAUUUAAUAAAGUUUUAGACUUUUACAUGUGAUACAUUUUUAUGACAGACAUUAAAAAGUAAAGUAAAUGAUCUCCUUGCUGCAUAUUUUAUAUAAGAAAGUGAUUCUAAAUUGAAUUGCAUUAAAAAUGAGUUCUAAGAAUAUGUUUCUUGCCAGACACUCAUCUUUUAAUGUUACUUAAUAAUUAUCUGCAAUGUAAGUAAAACAAGAUAAGUCAAACUUCAGUUAAUGUGACAUAAAUGCAUUAUAAAGAUUAACUGAACAAGUGAAAGUAAGCAGCACAAUGAAUAGGUGUAGGAGAGAUUUAUGUUAAACAUUGCAAACUGUUUGAUGCACAAACAGCUCUUUUUAUUUGCAUCCUAGUGUCAUUUAUUUGAACUUCUAAAAGGAAUGUGAGGAAGGGGGACACAAUACUUCGUUAAAAACUAAAGAAAAAUCUACUGGAUUUAUAAAGAAAUGGUGUAGGUGAAAUCGUAAACUCAGAGCAGUUUGUAAGUUUGAUAAUAAAAUAGUAGGAUUGUAUUUUAUGUGAUAAAGAAGUUAAUGGUUAGUGAUUUGUUUUUCUAAAUGAAAAUGUUAGAGUAUUUGUUUAGUAAUAGAGCAUUUUACAUGGCUUUACUUAAUGUCUCUUGAAUUUGAAAUUAUUAGCAACAGGAAUUCAUUCUGCCAUAUGUUCAAAAUUCAGACUUGAAAAUAUAUAAAAGAAAUUUGGAUAUGUAUUAAGUAUCCUUCUGAAGUUCCCCAAAAAGUAGAAGUUGGUGAUCACAUGCUGCUAUCAAUAGUGCUUACGUUUCCUCAAGAGAAGAACUAACUGAACAUGAAAGAAAAAUGUGUGUAAAUGGUGUCUGCACAUCACCGUGAAUGUUGAAAUACCUUUGAUUGAAAUAAAACUUAUUUAAGAAUUAACUUGUUUUUUUUUUGGGGGGGGGGGGAUGAUUGGCAGUUUAGGACCAUGCAGACAUAUACCUACACUUUAUGAGGCUCGGUAAUAUAUAUCCUGUGGCAAGUGUACGUGACUCCUUUUUAGGGGAUCAGCAUUUGUUGAAUAGAAUUUUUAUCCCCUAGGGUUGCUAGUUCUGGGGGAAUGGAAGAUUGAUUGAUAAUAAUGAUUAU